Pelecanus crispus (Dalmatian pelican) is the source of this 1446-nucleotide messenger RNA. NCBI's taxonomy places the organism in Eukaryota, Metazoa, Chordata, Aves, Pelecaniformes, Pelecanidae. The record is from RefSeq and is a predicted model, not a curated record.
GUCUUCCACCGCGGCCGCGUCGGCAAGAACGUGCGGCAGCUCAUCACUGACAUGCGGAAGGUGAUGGAGCCCUACACUGCCAGGGCCCUCAAGGUGCGGAAGAACAACUCCCUGAAGGAUUUCGUGGCCGUGGCCGGGCCGCUGGGGGUGACGCAUUUCUUGGUCUUCAGCAAAUCGUCCUCCAGCAUCAACUUUAAGCUUUUCCGGCUGCCGGGUGGCCCAACGCUGACAUUCAAGGUGAUGCAGUACUCGCUGAUCAAGGACGUGGUCUCGUCCCUCAAGCGGCACCGCAUGCACGAGCAGCAGUUCACCCACCACCCGCUGCUGGUCCUCAGCAAUUUCGGUCUCCAGCAGAUCCAGGUCAAGCUGAUGGCCAGCAUGUUCCAGAACAUGUUCCCCUCCAUCAACGUCCACAGGGUCAACCUCAACAGCAUCAAGAGGUGUUUACUCAUCAGCUAUGACACAGAGACACAGCUCCUCAAUUUCAGGCAUUACAGUGUGAAGGUUGUGCCCGUGGGCGUGAGCAAAGGCCUGAAGAAGCUGCUGCAGGAGAAGUUCCCCAAUAUGAGCCGCCUGGAAGACAUCAGCGAGCUGCUGGUGAAAGACGUAAACCUCUCGGAGAGCGAGGCCGAGCAGGACGGGACCCAUAAUGUCCUGGAGCUGCCGCAGGCGUACGCUGGCCGAGGCAACAUGAAGGCACAGCAGAGUGCCGUGCGCCUCACCGAGAUUGGACCCCGCAUGACCCUGCAGCUCAUCAAGGUGGAGGAGGGCCUAGCGCAGGGCAACGUGCUCUACCACAGCUUCAUCCACAAGACGGAGGCGGAGGUGAAGGAGAUCCUGGUGCGGAAGGAGGCGAAGCUGCAGCUGAAGGCGGAGCGGCGGCAGAAGCAGGAGGCAGACGUGGAGCGCAAGCGGCAGCAGCGUGAGGCUCACAGGAAGAAGAGCCUGGUGGGGAUCCGGAGGAAACGGCAGCAGGACGGUGACAGCGACGCCGAGGAUCCUGGUGCGCCAGAGCAGCAGGAUGCAGCCGAGCAGUCAGAGGAGAGCGAUGCUGAGUAUUAUCGGCAGGAGGUGGGCGAGGAGCCGGACAAAGAUCUGUUCCCUGACCGCACCAAGAGGAAGCGAAGCUCCUCAGGCGCUGCCCCGCUACGAAAGCGACGACGGCAAAGCCAGCUGGAGCAUCCCGCCACCCCCAGCCCUCGCCCCACGGCGCUGGGGAAGCGGCAGAAGGGAGAGCCGGUGCCGAGGGACUCACGGCACCAUGGUGGGGCCAGGCAGGGGGUGGCCGGCCGAAAGCUGCACCGAGGAACCAAGCACCCAGCCCGGGAGGGGACCGGUGCCAGCUCCGGCCGUGCUACCUCGAGGCUGAAGGGGCGAGGGAAGCUGCUGACAAAGGGGAAGACGAUUUUCCAGCAACCCAGACGUGCCAAGAAGGGGAAGCGCUGA